AUGACGAAAUGCGACGACAGAGUCAACGCUAUUCAAAACAGGUCUGAACAAUCCAUAACGGAGAAUUUGGCAGGUUACAAAGAUCUGGAAACGCAAAUUUCCGUCCAAAUGAAAACUCUGUCCAAGUCGUUGAUCACCGAACAAAACAAACUGAGUGUGAGGAUAAACCAAGCAGAUGCGAACAUCGUAAGACUGGAUGGUGGAUUGAACACCCUGGAUGGCAUUUCGAGAGGGAUUGAAGAGCUUAAAACGAGGACUGACAAGUGCUGCAUAGAUUGUGGUAACCUUACACAAGACCAUGGUACAGUAAACACCACAGUAACAAAGUAUGGAACUGUUGUUAAAAUAUCCUGCAAUCACGGUUACGAAUUGUGGGGAGAGAACAUCGUCAAAUGCAACGCUGACUCUGUCUGGUCUGCAUCAGCCACGUGUUACCCAUAUGAUGACUGCCAGGACUGGUACACUUCGGGGUUUCGUGAUACCAGGGUUUAUACCAUCUAUCCGAGCCCGGGAUUAACAUUACAGGUCAGGUGUGACAUGGAGACGGAUGGAGGAGGGUGGACGGUAAUACAGAGACGGGUGUUCGACAGCGACUUCUACAAAUCUUGGGCCGAAUACAAGGCCGGGUUCGGCGAUGAACAGAACUUCUGGCUCGGCAAUAAGAACAUCUUUGCACUGACAGGCUCAGGGGGCUACAGACUACGAGUUGAUUCAACAAGAGUAGGAGGGGAAACCAGGUUUGCGUCAUAUCAACAGUUUGCAGUUGCGGGGGAGAAUGAUAUGUACAGAUUGUCGGUCACAAAUCAUAGUGGAACUGCGGACGAUAGUCUGUCGAUUUCGAACAACAUGGCGUUCACCGUUAAAGAUCGUGAUAAUGAUUUGUAUUCUGAUUAA
Dreissena polymorpha is the source of this 894-nucleotide messenger RNA. RefSeq names its product ryncolin-1-like. Lineage: Eukaryota; Metazoa; Mollusca; Bivalvia; Myida; Dreissenidae. The coding region runs from base 1 to 894 and encodes 297 amino acids. The transcript has 4 exons. The record is from RefSeq and is a predicted model, not a curated record.